AUGGCCGCCGAGACUGCCAGUUACUACGUGUACGAUCCAUCAAAAGGAGCAGCGAUUGCUUUCGCCAUAUUCUACACAUGCACUUUCAUUUAUACACUAUUUCAAUACAUAUUGCUCAAAAGUUGGUUUUGGAUAUUCACGGUUUUGGCAGCAGCCAUGGAAUCCGUGGGAUAUAUAGGUCGAGUUGUCUCUACAUACAACACCGAUAAUAGAAAUGCCUAUAUCAUCCAAUUUGUCCUCUUUUUUCUCGCGCCUGCUCUUAUGGCUGCAUCUUGCUACAUGGCAAUGGGCCGAGUGAUCGUCCAUGCAACCCCCUCCUCCUCCCGCAACAUCAAGACACUCUGGGUACUACCCCGCUGGAUGACACCCAUCUUCGUAACGUGCGAUGUCAUCGCCUUUCUGAUCCAAGUUUUCGGCGCCACCUCGGCCACCUCUAAAGAUCCCAAAACCGUCAAUCGCGGCUACAGUGUCAUGAAAGUCGGCUUGGCUAUCCAACUCGCUUGUUUUGGGUUCUUUUUGGUCGUUUCUCUAAGAUUCCAUAUCGUUUCCAAAAGAUUCCAGAGUUCGUGGCCUGAUACUCAAUGGAGGAAAUUGCUGAUGGCGAUCAACGUUGCGAGCGUUUUAAUUUUUGCUCGUUCAAUAUACCGAAUGGUCGAGUUCACAACCGACUUCGACGGUUAUCUCUCGACUCAUGAAUGGAAUUUCUAUGUCUUUGAAGCUGUAUCGAUGCUUCCGGUGCUGAUCCUUUUCAAUGUACAUCAUCCCGCGAAGUUUUUAACGAAUGUUGGAUGGAGGCAACAAAGAGAGAAGUCGCACCUUCCUCUUGGAGGAUCUAGCUUGCAGGAUCUAAACGCACGUUCCAUGAGCAUGAGAUAG
Messenger RNA from Sclerotinia borealis F-4128, 876 nucleotides. The record is from the annotation of a GenBank genome assembly. NCBI's taxonomy places the organism in Eukaryota, Fungi, Ascomycota, Leotiomycetes, Helotiales, Sclerotiniaceae.